CAGAAAAAUAAAUAGAAAAGCACAUGCACUUUUUGAGCUUUUCGUAAUUCAUUUGCGGCUAUUCGAGGAGGAAACUUGGGACUGCGUCAAUGCAGUAGCUAGGUGUUGAUAUUCAAAUUAAUUCCAGAUAAGAAUGGACUACCAGCGAGUGGGCGAGGCAUCGCCUCCAUCAUAUUCAGAGGCCUCACCCUCGGCUCCACCGCCAGAAAUGGACAUGGUCCACUGUGACUCCAUGCCGGCGAAGCACCUUUAUCCCCCGGUUCCACCGUACCAGCAGGUAACACCUUAUCAACCAGUGCCCCAAAUGCCACCACCACCGCCACAAGCCCCAGUCCCAGUUCCAGUUAACGUGGUGCAUCACACGACCACUGUACUGGUGGACAAUCCCGGGCAGGGAAUGAUCUGCCCAAAGUGCAGCGCCCGGAUUCGCGUUCGCACGGAGCACCAUGCCACUGGAAAGACUUAUUGUUUGGCAGCCCUGCUCUGCCUGUGCUUCUGCUGGCCAUGCGUAUGUGUUCCAUGCUGCUGCAACUGUUGCUACAAAACCAGCCAGUUCUGCCCCAACUGCAACGCCUGCCUCGGAACAUUCUAAAGACUCACAUUACAAUCAUCAUAACAAUAAUUGGAUACUGGAAGAUAUAUACAUUAUCUUAUA
Drosophila bipectinata is the source of this 655-nucleotide messenger RNA. RefSeq names its product lipopolysaccharide-induced tumor necrosis factor-alpha factor homolog. Gene Ontology annotation, molecular function: zinc ion binding. The record is from RefSeq and is a predicted model, not a curated record. Lineage: Eukaryota; Metazoa; Arthropoda; Insecta; Diptera; Drosophilidae.